UGAAGACAAGAUGGGGAUCACACCUGUGUGUUAAAGAGGUUUCUGCCUCGUUGUGGCUCGUAGUAAACACAUACCAAAGAAGGUUCCUUCUUCCUUUUGUCAACAAACAAUUCACUCUCCCUUGGACCUGCUAUCUGCGUCCUGCAGAAACAUUACACUUACGCUAUGGGAAGCGGCACCUCAACCCAACAUCAUUUUGCUUUCCAGAAUGCAGAGAAAGCCUUCAAGGCAGCGGUCCUGAUCCAGAGAUGGUACCGGCGCUACAUGGCCCGCCUGGAGAUGAGGCGGCACUGCACCUGGAGCAUCUUCCAGUCUAUAGAGUAUGCUGGGCAGCAAGACCAGGUCAAGCUCCACAAUUUCUUCAGCUACCUUGUGGAUCACUUCACCCCCAACAAUCACAACGAGAGGGACUUCCUGAACCGCAUGUUCACUGAAGAGAGAUCCCCCCAGGACUCCGAGAUGGAGAAUUGCAGGGACUAUGAAUCCAUCGAGGUACCGGACAGUUACACGGGGCCACGCCUCUCCUUCCCGCUCCUUCCCGACCAUGCAACUGCUCUGGUGGAAGCUUUCCGAGUGAAACAAAGGCUCCACGCUCGCUAUGUCUUGAAUCUUUUGUAUGAAGCCAGGAAACAUCUGGUACAACUACCAAACAUCAACCGGGUCUCCACCUGUUACAGCGAGGAAAUCACAGUAUGUGGAGAUUUACACGGCCAGUUGGAUGACUUAAUCUUUAUAUUUUAUAAGAACGGCCUCCCGUCACCAGAGCGGGCCUAUGUGUUCAACGGCGACUUUGUGGAUCGAGGGAAGGAUUCAGUAGAGAUCCUGAUGGUUCUUUUUGCCUUCAUGUUGGUUUACCCAAAAGAGUUCCAUCUCAACCGAGGAAACCACGAGGACCAUAUGGUGAACUUACGAUAUGGUUUCACAAAGGAAGUGAUGCAUAAAUAUAAGACACACGGCAAGAAAAUACUAAAACUACUGCAAGAUGUGUUCUGCUGGCUUCCGCUGGCCACGCUGGUUGAUGAGAAAGUCCUGAUUCUUCAUGGUGGAGUGUCAGACAUGACUGACUUGGAGUUCUUGGCUAAACUAGACAGGCACAAGAUUGUUUCCACCAUGAGGUGCAAAACGAGAAAGGAGCAUAAGAAACAGGCGGAGGAGGAGGGAAAAGCCAACCAGACGAGCUCUGCCGGGACACCGUCCCCGUGGUUUCUCCCCCAAAGCCACUCUCUCCCCACAUCGCCCCUCCGCCCCAGCACCCAGAAGGCCCACAGAGCCGGGCGCUCCUCCAGCGUCCCCUGCGGGGUCCCUCUGGACCCCAAGGAGCUCUCCCAUUGGGUGCGGCACUCCGUGGACCUGGAGCUGGAGAGGUGUCGGCAGCAAGCGGGCUUCCCAGAGAUCAAGGAGAAGGAGGAACUCUUGCCCUCGGCAUCCAAAGCGGACCCGGAAGCUGAGGGGCGGCGGGAGCCCACUCAGGAGGAGUGGAGGCAGGUGGUGGAUAUACUGUGGAGUGACCCCAUGGCUCAGGAGGGCUGCAAGGCCAACACCAUUCGAGGAGGUGGCUGUUAUUUUGGGCCUAACGUGACAGAACGGUUGCUACAGAAAUACAAUCUGCAAUUCCUGAUCCGCUCGCACGAGUGCAAACCCGAGGGCUACGAGUUCUGCCACAGCCGCAAGGUGUUAACCAUCUUUUCUGCCUCCAACUACUACGAAGUUGGCAGUAACAGAGGAGCCUAUGUCAAACUAGGGCCGGCCUUGACCCCACACAUUGUGCAGUUUCAAGCUAACAAGGCAACCCACACGCUUACCAUGAGGCAAAGGAUUAGCAGAGUUGGGGAGUCAGCUCUGAGAGCCCUACGUGAAAAGUUAUUUGCCCAUUCCUCAGAUCUUCUUGUUGAAUUUAAGAAGCAUGAUAAAGAUAAGACUGGUCUAAUCACCCUGAGUGACUGGGCAGCAGCCGUGGAGUCUGUGUUGCAUCUAGGACUGCCAUGGCGGAUGCUGAGGCCACAGCUGGUGAGCAGCUUGACAGAUAACAAGCUGGAAUACAAGUCCUGGCUGAAAAACUUGGCCAAAGAACAAUUCAGCCAUGAGAAUAUACAAUCAAGUUUGCUGGAAGCACUGUAUCGAAACCGAUCCAACCUGGAGACCAUUUUUAGGAUCAUAGACAGUGAUCAUUCAGGGUUCAUUUCACUGGACGAGUUCAGGCAGACUUGGAAGCUGUUCAGCUCUCAUAUGAACAUUGAUGUCACAGACGACUGCAUCUGUGACCUUGCCCGGAGCAUUGACUUCAACAAAGAUGGCCACAUUGACAUCAAUGAGUUCCUGGAGGCCUUCCGCCUUGUGGAGCAAUCCUGCUCAAAGGGUUACGCAUCAGAUUGCUGA
Lagenorhynchus albirostris (white-beaked dolphin) is the source of this 2376-nucleotide messenger RNA. RefSeq names its product protein phosphatase with EF-hand domain 2 (gene PPEF2). Gene Ontology annotation, biological process: negative regulation of MAPK cascade; detection of stimulus involved in sensory perception. The coding region runs from base 166 to 2376 and encodes 736 amino acids. The transcript is spliced from 17 exons. Gene Ontology annotation, molecular function: calcium ion binding; iron ion binding; manganese ion binding. The record is from RefSeq and is a predicted model, not a curated record. Lineage: Eukaryota; Metazoa; Chordata; Mammalia; Artiodactyla; Delphinidae. Gene Ontology annotation, cellular component: nucleus; cytosol.